AUUUAUUGAGCGCCUACUGUGUGCAGAGCACUGGACUAAGCGCUUACUAAGUCCUCCUCCUCCAGGCAGCAUGAACCGUUUCCCCCCGGAGCUGACGACGCUGCUGAUGCUGCUGCUGGGCCUGGGUCCGGCCCGGGCCCAGCGCCAAGUGGCAAUCCAGGAGGGCCCCCUGUACCGGACGGAGGGCUCGCACGCGACCAUCUGGUGCAACGUGAGCGGUUACGAGGGCCCGGCGGAGCAGGGCUUCCAGUGGUCCGUCUACCUGCCCGCGGCCCCCGAGCGGGAGGUGCAGGUGGUCAGCACGCUGGACCCCGCCUUCCCCUACGCCAUCUACGCCCCGCGCGUCCGGGCCGGCCAGAUCUCCGUCCAGCGGCUGCGGGGCGACCACGCCGUCCUCCACAUCGCCCGCCUCCAGGCCCGCGACGCCGGCCGCUACGAGUGCCACACGCCCAGCACCGACGCCGUCUACUUCGGCAGCUACAGCGCCAAGACCGACCUCGUGGUGCUGCCGGACUCGCUGCAGGUGUCCGCGGCGGCCCCCCGGGCCCUGGACCGCGUGGAGGGCGACGGCCUGGAGCUCCGCUGCGACGUGGCCACGGCCACGGUCCGGCACACCCACCUGUCCGUGGGCUGGUUCCGGCAGCGGCCCGGCCAGGAGCCGGCCGAGGUGCUCGGCCUGGGCCGCGACUUCGUGCUGCGCCCCGGCCCCGACUUCGCCGGGCGGCAGGCGGCCGGGCAGGUGCGGCUGGACCGGCUGGGCGAGACGGCCGUGCGGCUGACCGUCCUGGGCCUGCGCCCGGCCGACGCCGGCGACUUCUACUGCGAGGCCGCCGAGUGGAUCCAGGACCCCGACGGCACCUGGUUCCCCAUGACCCGCAAGCGGUCGGAGAGGACCGCCGUCCGUGUCCAGCCCACCGACAGGGAAUUUGGGGUGCGCCUGGAGACGGAGAAGCGUCUGUACGUGUCCGGCGAGCCGCUGGAGCUGCGCUGCGUCCUGCAGGCCCAGCGGGUGGCCGACCGGCACUUUGCCGUGUCCUGGGCCCUGAACGGCUCCCUCAUCGCCGCCCUGGGGCCCAACGCCGUGCCCGAGCUCAGCCCCGACUUGGCCCGGCGCGAGGCCCGCGGCCAGCUCAAGGUGGCCAAGGAGGCCGACGGCGUCUUCCUGCUCAAGGUCUUCCACGCCCGCCCCGAGGACAGCGGCAAGUACAACUGCCGCGUGGUCGAGCGCCAGAAGACGCCCACCGGGGAGUUCGUCGACGGCGAGAGCCACCGCCCCAAGAACGUCCCCAUCACCGUCCUGCCCCUCACUGAAAUCUGGGGAUUAAAAUUUCCCCAGCACCAACCCAACCAGACCCGAGUGCCCCCGGAGACCAGCCUGUCGGUGGACCUGGCGAGCAACGCCAGCGGCGUCUUGGAGGGGGACAACCUGCAGCUGGCCUGCAGCGUCCGCUCGCCCGCCGCCCGGCCCCGCGCCCGCUUCUCCGUCCUCUGGCAGCUGCUGGACGGCCAGGGCCGGGCCGCCGUCGUGACCGGGCUGGACCGCGAGGGCACCGUGCAGCCCGGCCCCGGCUACUGGGAGCGCUGCGGCCUCGGCCUCGUCCAGACCGACCAGGUCCAGCCCGGCUCCUUCCGCCUGCGCGUCCUGGGCGCCGUCCGGGCGGACGAGGGCCGCUACGAGUGCCACGUCACCGAGUGGGCCCACGGCCCCGACGGGGACUGGCAGGUCGUCGGGGAGAGGAAGGCCGCCACCCACGUUGCCGUCACCGCCCUGGAGACGGGGUUCGCCGUGACGGCCGUCUCCCGCACCCCCGGGGUGACCUACGGGGCCACCUUCGACCUGCAGUGCAUCGUCAAGCCGUCCUACCCGCCCUGGGUGCCCGUGGCCGUGGGCUGGCGCUUCCAGCCGGCGGCCACCACCGGCUUCCACGACCUGGUGACCUUCACGCGGGAAGGCGGGGUGCAGUGGGGGGCGGGCCCGCGGGCGGCCGGGUUCCGCUCCCGCACGGCCGUGGAGAAGGCGGCCGGAGCCGGGCCGGCCGGGCCGGGCCCCGUGAGGCUGAGCGUCAGCCGGGCCGGAGAGGCGGAGGCCGGCCAGUACCAGUGCGAGGCCCAGCUCUGGCGCCGAAACUACAACCGCACCUGGACCCGCCUGGCGCUCCGGACGUCCAACCUGCUCGAGAUCCGCGUCCUGCGGCCCGUGAGCCGACUGCAGGUGAGCAAGGCCAGGAGGAGCGUGACGAUGGUGGAGAGCGGCUCCCUGCAGCUCAACUGCUCGGUGCAGGCCCAGACCAGCCCGGACUCCCACUUCGCCGUGCUGUGGUACGUGCGCCAGGCGACGGGGGCGGGCACGGCGGCGGGCACCGACGGCCGCCUCAUCCUGCGGGCCGCCCCCGACUCGGCCCUGGAGCUGAGCGCCUACGCGGAGGAGCGGGGCCUCCGGGGCCGCGUCCAGUUCGAGCGCCGGCCCGCCGCCCUCCCCGGUGCCCUCUUCGCCCUCACCCUGCGGCGGGCGGCCGUCGGGGACAGCGGCGGCUACUACUGCCGCGUGGAGGAGUGGCUGCCGGGCCCCGACGGGCGCGGCUUGUACCGGCUGGCCGAGGAGGCGUCCGGGCAGACCGAGGUCACCGUUAAGCUGCCAGACGCCCGCCUGAAGGUCCUCCAGGCCCAGGGCAACGUGACCGUCCUGGAGAGGCAGCGGCUGCAGCUGGGCUGCACUGUAGUGGACAGGUCCAGCGCCCAGGCCCAGUUCUCCGUGCGCUGGCUGGUCGGCGGGCCCGGCCAGAGCCGGACCGUGGCCCGGCUGGGCCGGGACGCCUCCUCCCGGGCCGGGGACCGGCCCGGCGACCCCCAGGAGGCCCGGCUGGACAGCCCGGCCCCCGGCCACUACCGCCUGGUCAUCCCCGCCGCGGGCCCGCGCGACGCCGGGGCCUACGCCUGCAGCGUGGAGGAGUGGCUGCCGGGCCCCGACGGCCGCUGGUACAAGCGGGCCGAGGAGACCUCCGGGACCGCCACCGUCACCGUCUCCCGCCCAGAGCCCGCGCUGCAGGUGGAGGCGGCGGCCGCCAACGCCACGGUGCCCGAGGACGGGCCCUUCCGGCUGGACUGCGCCGUCCUGGCCCGCUCGGCCGGGGACUCCCGCCUGGCCGUGGCCUGGCUGGCCCUCCGCCCCCGGCGGGGGUCCGGCCGGGAUGAAGACCCCGAGGAGGAGGACGGAGGAGGAGGAGGAGGAGAAGAGCGGGCCACGGUGCUGAGCGUGCGCCCCGACGCCGUGUUCGGGCCGGAGGGCGGCCCCUGGGCGGGCCGGCUGCGUUUCCAGAGGCCGUCGCCCACCCUGUACCGGCUGACCGUGCUGAGGGCCCGGCCGGACGACGCGGGCAACUACUCCUGCAGGGUGGAGGAGUGGCUGCCCGACGCCCGCGACCAGUGGUACCUGCUGGCCCGAGAGGAGUCCGCCCCCGUGGGCAUCCGGGUCCUGGACGCAGGGUCCACGCUGCAGUCGGCCGUCUGCGCCAACGACGCCCUCUUCUACUUCGUCUUCUUCUACCCCUUCCCGGUGUUCGGGCUCCUGGUCGCGGCGCUGGUGCUGGCGCUGGUGCGGGGCCGCCACGCCGGGCGGAAGGCCGACGGCAAGAACGGCGUCCCCCUGCUCUGGAUCAAGGAGCCGCACCUCAACUACUCGCCCACCUGCCUGGAGCCCCCCGUGCUCAGCAUCCACCCCGGGACUAUAGACUAGCCGCCCCCCGAGAUGCCCCGGGGCGGCGGCGGCGGCGGCGGCGGGCUGCGACGGCAUCACCCCGAGGGGGCCGGUUCCCCCGGCGGGACCAACCCCGCUCGCCCUCCGGCCCGGUCCUCGUGGCGUCCGGCGGCGAGGGACGGGGCGUCCGCCCUUUCGGGCGGCACAGAGGACCCGUCGGUGCCAGGCGCCGCCCGCCCCUCCCGUCCGGUGGCCUGUCCCUGCCUCCGUCCCUGCCCCGCCGCCGGGGUCAAAGGUCUCCAAGAACUCGGAACGGACAAGGCUGGCCCCCUCGUCCCCCCGGGGGCCACGGCGGCCGGAGACCGAAGGACGGGUCUCCGGGGGGGCUCCGGUGACCUUGCGAACCCAGGCUCGGUGACCGGAGGCCGCCCCGGACUCCAUUUGGCCAACACGCUACCCCCCACCGUGGUAUCCGUUAGGCGCUCACUACGUGCCAGGCGCCGUACUAAGCGCCGGGGCACGUACGAGCAGAUGGGGCUGAAUCCCCGUCCGGCGGCCGAGGGGACCGAGGCCCGGGGAAGCGGAGCGACUCGCCCAAGGUCACCCCGCGCUUCAGAGGGCCGACCUGGGAUCUUCCGGGGGUCCGAGCCGGCCUCGGGACCCCCUUCCCUCUCCGGCGUGCGGCGGGGUCAGCCGUCCAACGGGCGGGAGCCUCUCCGCCUCCCCGGACGGACAUCGGAGCGGCGACUUUUUCCGUGAUCGGCACCUCCGUCCUCCCGUCGGCGGCGACGGUCUGGGACUUUCGAUUGCCCUGCCCAGACGUCCCCCCCGGAACAGUAGUAAUAAUAGUAAUAAUAAUAGAAUAAUAAUCAAAGGACCUCGCUGGCUCUCGCCGGGACGGUGGCUUCCGCCAGGCCCGUGGUCUUCCGUCGUCGUUAGCCUCACCGCAUCCCGUUUUCCGUCCCCCCUUAUUCCGGCCACUCCGAUCUCUCCCUCUCCUCGCCUCUUGGAAAGCACAGAGCCCUUCCCCGCCGUCUACACCGCCAGGCGGAAGCCGGUUUUCCCCGUCCGCUGUCUUUCCCCCCGGCCUCCCCUCUUCCCCCUCCGCCGCCGGAAUCCCGAUCCGGAGGCGGUGGUUGUCUAAGGGCUUUUCCUCAGAGUCGGUGGGGCUGGGGGUGGGUCUUGAUGGGGGGGUACAAUUUUUGACUUUUUUAAAGAAUAAAAAAAGGUGCUACUCGACCAGAAGGGGUACAGCUACUUUGGCCUGGGAUGUCCGGGCGCCAGACCCCAUU
Tachyglossus aculeatus (Australian echidna) is the source of this 4986-nucleotide messenger RNA. It is a transcript of the gene IGSF3, whose product is annotated as immunoglobulin superfamily member 3. The coding region runs from base 71 to 3733 and encodes 1220 amino acids. The record is from RefSeq and is a predicted model, not a curated record. The transcript has 11 exons. Lineage: Eukaryota; Metazoa; Chordata; Mammalia; Monotremata; Tachyglossidae.